AUGGAUCAUGGAAGAAGGACUCUUGAGUAUGAAACCAUUGAUCAUGUGUUUAUUUGUGUGAUUUCAAUGAAGGGCCAAUCAAGAUUCGGCAAGAAGGGCAAGUUGUCACCCCGAUAUAUUAGGCCAUUUCAGAUUUUGGAAAGGCUAGGUCCAGUUGCAUAUGAAAUUACUGAACCUUCGAUGAUGGAACAAAUGCAUAAUGUGUUCUACAUGUCGAUGUUGAGGGGUUACCUCCGAGAUCCAUUCCAUAUUAUUGAUUAUCACCAAAUAGCUCUCGACAAUAAUAUGGAAUAUGAAGCAAGGCCAAUACAAAUCAUUAAUCGGAAAGUGAAUGGUAAAGGUGGAAUGGAAGGAACAUUACGGUACAGAGGCAACUUAGGAGAAUGA
This is a messenger RNA of Camellia sinensis, 387 nucleotides long. NCBI's taxonomy places the organism in Eukaryota, Viridiplantae, Streptophyta, Magnoliopsida, Ericales, Theaceae. The record is from RefSeq and is a predicted model, not a curated record.